AGCAUUUUAACGCCCUCGCUGACCCCCAACAGAUGUCGAGCUUGACUUUUACGGCACACGCUGCACCCUUCUUUUCGCAGAAAUGACCUAAACCCAAGUUUACAUUUGUUUCUAUUCAACCCAGUGCCGGCUAUUAGCCUACACUUACGGGAAGUGUGAUGAAGGAGCAGUUACUUUGUUGAGAUUGGAUACUAGAAGCGGUAGUAGCCAAGUUAAGAGUAUUUAUUGAGGGAAGCUCAUGGCGGCUGUGAGUGUGAGUAGCGGUAGUAGUGACACAUCUAGCACCAGCGAAGAGGAGAGGAUGAGGCGGUUGUUUCUGACUUGCGACGGCGACGGUGAUGGAUACAUCAACAGGAAUGACCUGCUGAUGGUGUGCAGACAGCUUAACAUGGAGGAGUCUGUGGCAGAGAUCAUGGGCCAGCUGGGAGCGGAUGAGCGAGGCAAGAUUUCCUUUGAGGACUUCACCCGCUGCCGCAUGCAGCUCGUCAACGAGAUCCGCAAGGAAGAGGGCGAGCUCUCCCAACGCUCCCAGGACUCUGAAACUAGGAAGCUCAGGGAACACAUCGCCUCUUGGCCAACCAGCAGCGAGAACAGCCUGGGGGCCCUGUCAGGGGCCAGAGAGAGCUGGGAGUACGACUCUGGAGCCAGGGACCUCCAGAGUCCAGACAUCCAGCUUCAGCAAACAAAGACCCAGCAGCAGCCAGCCAUCCUCCAGAAGGUCCUGGAACCGCCUGGAACUGUCCUAGAACAGCAGGCUGCCCUUCAUAUGCUCCUGUCCCAGACCAGCGCCCGCUGUGCCCCCCUGGGGGGAAAUUACCUGGAGCUGGCCAACUCACUCCAGCUGACAGCCCUGGCCUCGUGGAAGGGGGACUUGGUGGAGCUGAACAAGCGGCUGGUGCAGACGGAGAGAGAAAGAGAGCUGCUUGAGAAGAGACUGGCCAAAGCACAGUGUGAGCAGUCCUAUCUGAUGCGGGAGCAUGAGGACGUUCAGGAGCGGACCACCCUACGAUACGAGGAGAGGAUCACAGAGCUGCACAGCAUCAUCGCUGAGCUCAACAAGAAGAUAGACCUGCUACAAGGCACUACCAUCAGGGAGGAGGAUGAGUUUUCGGAGCUGCGUUCGGAGCUCAGCCACAGCCAGCACGAGGUCAACGAGGACGGACGCAGCAUCGACCAGGACGUGGCCUCCGUCUCACUGGCUGAAAACCACUCCAACCUGGCGACCGCCAACAUGGACAACUGCAGUGACCUGAACUCAGAGCUGCAGCGGGUUCUGACAGGGUUGGAGAGCGUGCUGUGUGGGAGGAAGAAGAGCACAUGCAGCCUGUCUGUGGCCGAGGUGGACCGCCAGAUAGAGCAGCUGACCACCGCCAGCCAACACUGUGACCUUGCCAUCAAGACGGUGGAGGAGAUCGAGGGGGCCUUGGGCCGGGACUUCUACCCCAGCCUGUCGGAGGAGCGUAUGCACUGGCAGAAGGAGCUGGCCGGCCUGAGGGAAGAGAACGAGAGCCUGACGGCCAUGCUGUGCUCCAAGGAGGAGGACCUGAACCGCACCAAGGCCACCAUGAACGCCAUCCGGGAGGAACGUGACCGCUUGAGGCGACGGGUGCGGGAGCUGCAGACGCGUCUCCAGAGCUCCCAGCCUGCAGGCCUGUCCAGCCCCGGGCGUCUCGCCCCCGCCUCCCGUCCAAUCAACCCCAGCACUGGGGAACUCAGCACCAGCAGCAGCAGUAACGACAUACCUGUGGCCAAGGUGGCGGAGCGGGUGAAACUGUCUAAAACCAGGUCGGAGUCUUCCUCCACCGAGAGGCCUGUUCUGGGAUCAGAGAUCAGCAGCAUCGGGGUGUCCAGUAAUGUGGCGGAGCACUUGGCACACUCCCUCCAGGACUGCUCCAACAUCCAGGAGAUCUUCCAGACCCUCUACUCCCACGGAUCAGCCAUCUCUGAGAACAAGAUCAGGGAGUUUGAGGUGGAGACGGAGAGACUUAACAGCCGCAUCGAGCACCUGAAGUCUCAGAAUGACCUCUUGACCAUCACGUUGGAGGAGUGUAAGGGCAACGCAGAGAGGAUGAGCAUGCUGGUCGGCAAAUACGAGUCCAACGCUACCGCCCUACGACUGGCACUGCAGUACAGUGAACAGUGUAUAGAGGCCUAUGAGCUGCUGUUGACGCUGGCGGAGAGUGAACAGAGUCUGGUACUGGGCCAGUUCAGAGCUGCCGGAGUGGGCGACGUAGGUGAGAAGUUGGGAGAGGAGAGCAUCACUCAAAUCCUGAAGAGGGCCCAUGACUGCAGGAAGACAGCAGAGAAUACAGCCAAGGAUCUUCUGGGCAGGCUGGACGGUAGCUGUGGAGCCACAUUCGCUGUGACUGGCUGCAGUGUUCAACCAUGGGAGAGCCUGUCCUCCAAUAGUCACACUAGCACCACCAGUUCCACGACCAGCUCGUGCGACACAGACUUCUCCAAGGAGGACGAACAGCGACUAAAAGACUACGUGCAGCAGCUAAAGAAUGACCGUGCGGCAGUCAAGCUGACCAUGCUGGAGCUAGAGAGCGUUCACGUCGACCCCCUCAGCCUUGAGGUCAAGCCCCGGGGAGACACGCACCGUCUGGACCUGGAGAACGCUGUGCUGAUGCAGGAGCUCAUGGCCAUGAAGGAGGAGAUGGCGGAGCUGAAGGCCCAGCUCUACCUGCUGGAGAAGGAGAAGAAGGCAGUGGAGCUGCGGCUGAGCACGCGGGAGGCCCAGGAGCAGGCCUACCUGGUGCACAUCGAGCACCUCAAGGCCGAAGUGGAGGAGCAGCAGGAGCAGCGCAGGAGAUCCCUCAGCUCCACUGGGAGUAGUAGUAAAGACAAGAGCCAAGCUAAGGAUUGUGGAGACUCUCCGGCCAUCAGCCUAUCAGACCUGAGGACACUGAAUGAUAGCGACCUGGCAGCAGAGCUCACCAACGCACUGAGACGGGAGAAGAAGCUAAAGGGGCGUGUCCAGGAGCUAGUGGCAGCGCUGGAAAGACUAACCAAGAGUAGCGAGGUCCGCCACCAGCAGAGUGCCGAGUUCGUCAACGAUCUGAAACGGGCAAACAGUAACCUGGUGGCUGCGUAUGAGAAGGCCAAGAAAAAGCACCAGGGUAAGCUGAAAAAGCUGGAGGCUCAGAUGAUGGCCAUGGUGGAGCGCCACGAGACACAGGUUCGCAUGCUCAAACAACGCAUUGCCCUGCUGGAGGAGGAAAACUCACGGCCACACACCAAUGAGACCUCCCUAUGAGAACUGAUGAGACAUCCCUAUCAGAACUCACAAGGCAUCACUAUGAGAACUCACCAGACGUCGCUUCAGAAACUCACCAGACGUCGCUUCAGAAACUCACCAGACGUCGCUUCAGAAACUCACCAGACGUCGCUUCAGAAACUCACCAGACGUCGCUUCAGAAACUCACCAGACGUCGCUUCAGAAACUCACCAGACGUCGCUUCAGAAACUCACCAGACGUCGCUUCAGAAACUCACCAGACGUCGCUUCAGAAACUCACCAGACGUUGCUAUGAGAAACUCACCAGACGUCGCUAUGAGAACUCACCAGACGUCGCUUCAGAAACUCACCACAUGUCGCUUCAGAAACUCACCAGACGUUGCUAUGAGAAACUCACCAGACGUCGCUAUGAGAACUCACCAGACGUCGCUAUGAGAACUCACCAGACGUCGCUUCAGAAACUCACCAGACGUCGCUAUGAGAACUCACCAGACGUCGCUUCAGAAACUCACCCAUCGCAAUGAGAGAUACAUCACUGUGAGAACUUGCAGCCAAAACUCACAGCGCCACACCAACAGGACCUCCGGGUGAGCAACGCAAGGAGACUUCAUGUCCACAUUAUUAUUUGAAACAUCAUUACGAGCAUCGGUUAGAGGAGGGGACAAGGGAAUGGCUGGUAUGUGUGUGUGCUGAGAAUGUAAGCUUUCCCUACCAACCCAUAGACACCCUGCAGUCCUAUUCGGCACAUACGCGUGGGGAGGACACUCUGCGGUGAUAGCUGCAAGUUCAUUGGCCAGCAGAUGGACAGGUAAAACUGCCAGGACCAAUUAGAGUUGACGCUACAAAUGACAGCUUUCAAUCAUAUCUGCAGAACGACACAUUUUGUUUACCACAGAAACCGGUAGAGGAAAAGUGUAAUUUUAUAUUUUUUGAGAGGAGCACUAUAAGUACGCAAUAAGGCACCUCAGGGGUUUGGGGAAUAUGGUCAACAUACCACGGCUAAAGGCUGUUCUUAUGCACGACGCAUCGUGGAGUGCCUGGAUACAGCCCUUAGACAUGGCAUAUUGGCCAUAUACCACAAACCCCUGAGGUGCCUUAUUGCUAUUAUAAACUGGUUACCAACGUAAUUAGAGCUGUAAAAAUAUUUUUUUUUAUACAUACCACAGCUGUCAGCCAAUCAGCAUUCAGGGCUCUAACCACCCAGUUUAUAAUAUAAACUAACUAUCCUUACUGGCAAAUUAUUAACUAUUAUCUCCCAGUUUAUUUCAAAUGUUAGCUUUGAUUUGGUAGCCUUUUUGUUAUUUCGAGGUUUGACUGCAAAUUAUUUUUGAAACUAUUUUUUAUCAAUGUUGCCAUUUAGAGUUAUUCCAUUUGUUGCCAUUUAGAAAUAUUUCUGGUGAUUCCCUUUUAAGGAAUACCUUUCUUUCAGCUCUACUUAGCAACUUCCCAGUUUUCAGUCUACAAAGUACACUCUGCCAUAGUGAAGACUUACUGAACACAUGGGCUCUAUUCACUCAAACCUGCUUCCGAGGUUUGAUUGGAUAGGGCCCUAAGUCAAUACCUCAAAUUGCGCAAAAUGUCCUUCCAAUAUGAAUGGCAUUGUUUCAGGUUCAGCCUUCAACUAUACAGCAGUGAAUCGCAAGAGACUGUAGUAGGUGUGUGCACAUGGAGGGGAGAUGACAAUAGGGGUGUGUGCACAUGGAGGGGAGAUGACAAUAGGGGUGUGUGCACAUGGAGGGGAGAUGACAAUAGGGGUGUGUGCACAUGGAGGGGAGAUGACAAUAGGGGUGUGUGCACAUGGAGGGGAGAUGACAAUAGGGGUGUGUGCACAUGGAGGGGAGAUGACAAUAGGGGUGUGUCUGUGUGAGGAGAGAGAAAAGGGUAGAGUGUAUAAGAAUGUUUAAAGCAGAGAUCCAGAUGAUUCAUUUUGUCAUCCCCUUCAUGAACACAGAUUUGUUGCACACACACAAACAUCCUCUCCGGCCAAAGCACUUUUCACUUCACACUGGACAAUAACACCACAUUGCCUUGUUGAGGACUCUUUGUUUUUCUGCAAGACUUAAACCCGGACCUCCAAUGUUAACCAAUGGCUGCUACUCUCUCUCUCUCUCUCUCUCUCUCUCGCUCUCUCUGUGUGUUUUGGAACGAGGGAAAAACAUACUUACUAUUCUAUAGCAAUCUGAGAUGCUGCAUUCUCACUCUACCUGACUGCUGUUCCGUUCAACAUCACUACUGUUGCUAGCUACUAUAAAUCAGCUUAAACCGGGAGCCUAGCACCCAGGUGACACCCAUGUUUCUAGAUAACCAUCAGUAGCUUGGUAUACAGAUGUUUUGAUUAGGCAGGGGUGGAUCAAUUCCAUCUAAUUCAUUUAAUUUGGAAAAUUGUCAUUAGCAAUAUUUUGCUUCAAUUCAUUAACCAAAUUUCCAUUGAAUUCCUGAGUUUGAAUGUAUUAACCCCAGUCCUGCUGUUUGGUAAGAUUCACUGCUAAAGCAAGCACUGGUGUGUAGACAAGUAUAGGAGUGAUGUAAUUUCCUCUCAAUAAACCGUCAUAGUUAUGACUUAUGUCGCAAAUACAGUCAGUACCUGUAUUUUGUUUCUGUUGUGCUUCUCAGGCAUACAACGCAAGUGAAUCUGGAGCUCCAGUGGUCUCAUCUUCUGUUCUGUGAAUGAGACAAGACGGGUUAGGGGGGUGGGCAAAGUUAGGGGGUUGGGGGUAAGGAAGGUGGGUUGGCAAACAAAUGACCUUAUUUGCACAGAUCUGUUUUGGAAUCAAAUCUUGGCAAUCGUUGUUUUGUUGAUUUUUAAGAGGUUGUAUUUGUUUAUAUAAUAAAGUAAUAAACCAAUUUAAAU
Molecule: messenger RNA, 6091 nt
Organism: Oncorhynchus keta (chum salmon)
Lineage: Eukaryota; Metazoa; Chordata; Actinopteri; Salmoniformes; Salmonidae
Product: colorectal mutant cancer protein-like
Exons: 19
Coding region: 239-3259 (1006 amino acids)
Molecular function (GO): calcium ion binding
Source: RefSeq, a predicted model, not a curated record